Molecule: messenger RNA, 2761 nt
Organism: Ostrea edulis (European flat oyster)
Lineage: Eukaryota; Metazoa; Mollusca; Bivalvia; Ostreida; Ostreidae
Exons: 6
Coding region: 1-2073 (690 amino acids)
Biological process (GO): DNA recombination; DNA integration
Molecular function (GO): DNA binding
Source: RefSeq, a predicted model, not a curated record
AUGGGAAAGUCUAAGAAUUUAUCGCCAGCUGUGGAACAAAUUGUCGUAGACAGUUACAGACAAACGGGAAAUUAUUCUGAAACUGCUAGGAGUUUUGGCAUACUUGCGCAUGUACGCUUUUAUUGGACACUAUCAAAGUUAAGGGAAGAAUUGACGAAUAAGAACAUCGCAUUCAGUAAAAACGACAAGAAAAGCAUUCUUGUGAAAAAAAUUCAAAGAAUUACAGUCGGGUUCGAGUCCAAAAGCAAUCCUCUUACCGGGGGAAGGAUCCCGUAUACAGGAAACAACGGCAUUGGUGUCCCUGCUGCUGCUGGGAGGGAAGAACAGCUGGAAGCUCAAAGACGUCAAGAGGUCGGUGUAGGGACACAUGCAUCAUUAAUAACUGGCAGCACCGAAGAAUUUACAUUAGCAACGGCCAUGAGGAAUGAUCAGCCAGCGUUAGGUACGUUGUCUACUAUUACCAAAACGAAAUUUGGCUAUGCUUCUGAAUCUUUGCCGUUUGUUGAAACUGUUUCCCCGGUCAUGAGAAAAGCCAUCAUAGAUGGUAAAGACAUUAACUUGUCACAACUCCUGUUACCCACCAAUAAUGCCAUAACAAUCAAAGAUAAGGAGGAUAAGUUAGAAAAAGACACAUCUGUGGGAGUUCUAACUAUUCAGCAGCUUUUUGUCCAAUGGCCAAAGGUAAAUCUACUUCAUCCAGUGGACAGAGAAAAACCCGCGAUACCUUGGAUUCGCAUGGCCGCCAACGGAUCGCAUUCCAGGAUAGGGAAGUUUGCAACAACUUUAAUUCUAGCAACGGAUGUGCGAAUACCAGAUGUUGCAACGCUCAUAGAUCCAGAGACAGUAGACCUCAUUGUCCAGGAGGAACUGCAGAAAGGCUAUUUAUUAGGACCCUUUACAAAAGUCCCGUUUGCGGUCUUUAGAAUAAAUCCUAUAGGUAUAGUGGAAGGAAAAUAUUCUAAGAAAAAGAGACUUAUCGUGGAUCUCUCAGCACCUCAUAAUAAUGAUGGCCAUCAAAAUGAACCGUUUCAGAAGUUUGGCUCCUCAAGCGGAUGUCCUUCCAAAGCCAUGCCCAGACUAUUCGAGGCUAAUAUUAGUUUAAAGGAGCAAGCAGACAAACUUUUUGAUGCCUCAAUAGAACAAUCAACCGCGAAUAUGUACCGAACAGGAUUAGACUGUUUCCUGACAUUUUUAGUGAUGUCCCGUUUGUGUGUAGCCUUCAGUAAACUUCCGAAUAUUACUGAAGAGAUGUUGGUGUACUUUGUUACUCAUUGCCAGUCAAGACUUCAGUUUAGAUACCGAACUAUCAAAACUUAUUUGGCAGGUAUUAGAUUUUUCUAUUUAAAAAAUGGGCAUACUCUGAUGUUUAAGAAUUUUGAGAGACUACAUACUGUUUUGAAGAGCAUUAAAAAACAACGAUGUAACAACAAGAGAAAGUUACGACAACCUAUUACUUAUUUCAUUCUGUCAAAGAUUUGUUUGAAUCUAAGUAGGGGUGUUUUUUCACCCUUUUUUGAUUCGAUGUUCAAGUGUAUUUGCCAGAUGGCCUACUUUGGUUUCAUGAGAUGUGGCGAAUUUAUUGUUAGGAAAAGGUCACAAGUCACUUAUAUUAGUUUGCAUGAUAUGAAUUUUUCAGACGAUGGGACAUUUUAUACUGUUAUUUUGAAAACCUCAAAAACAGAUCCAUUUAGACAAGGAGUAGAUAUUAAGAUUUUUGAAAAUAAGUUUUUGGAACCAGUAAAAAAUAUGAAACUAUAUUAUGACAUGAGAAUGUCAACAUGUACUGCCAAUCACUCAGCUUUAUUUAUAGAUAACGAAGGACAUCCAUUGUCUAGAGAUGUCUUCUUGAGUCAUUUCAAAGCAAGGUUUCUGUCACAAAUAGGCUUAGAUGAUACAAGAUAUUCAGGUCAUUCUUUUAGGAUAGGAGCUGCCACAUCUGUAGCAAAAGUAGGAAUUCCAGAACAUUUAAUACAAUCUCUAGGUCGGUGGAGUUCAGACUGUUACAUGAGAUACAUACGAAUAGAUGUGGAGGUGCUAAAGCAAGCACAAAACAAAAUGUGUAACCUUUGUUGAUUGCAUUUAGUAUUCUAGAUUGACCUACAUAAAUGUUGGUGCAUGUAUAUUCAUUUUAAAUCCAAUGGUUAGUCCUUUCUUUAUCUUCUUGGGGGCACUCACUCACUUGCUUCCUCAAGUUCGUUUGUUUUUGGCCCGUUUUCCCCAAUUCAGAUAAAGUUAAGUAUUAGGUUAGUUCUAAGGGUCACCUCAACGGUGUCAACCUUAGGCAACAUGCUAGUACUAUGACAUCAAUUAGCUCUAGUACAACCCGAUCGUGUCAACCCGGGUACUAGUACGAGUGUAUUGAGUAUUUACCCGAUGGUGUCAACCCGGGUACCAAUAGUCAGUAUUUACCCGAUGGUGUCAACCCGGGUACCAAUAGUCAUUAUCUACCCGACGGUGUCAACCCGGGUACCAAUAGUUAGUAUUCUACCCAACGGUGUCAACCCGGGUACCAAUAGUUAGUAUUUACCCAAUGGUGUCAAGCCGAGUUCUGAUGGGUUCCCCGAAGAGGUCAAACCGGAUACUAGAUAGGUUAGCUCAAUGAUGUCAACCCGGGUUCAGUAGGGAUUUCCCGAGUGUCACCCAGGAAAUUCAGCUUUGGGGUUUACAGAUUAUUUUAUCGGUGUGACGUGAGUAGCCCCCGAGAAGGCCAAAUAUGUAGUUAUGUUAGAUAUGUUUGUUAUUCUAUUGUACACUAGGUGGU